Messenger RNA from Chaetomium globosum CBS 148.51, 1104 nucleotides. RefSeq lists its product as uncharacterized. The coding region runs from base 1 to 1104 and encodes 367 amino acids. The transcript has 2 exons. The record is from RefSeq and is a predicted model, not a curated record. Gene Ontology annotation, molecular function: GTPase activity. NCBI's taxonomy places the organism in Eukaryota, Fungi, Ascomycota, Sordariomycetes, Sordariales, Chaetomiaceae.
AUGGAUUCAGCUUCAGCUUCGGCUUCGGCUUCGGCUCCAGUGACUGGCCCACAUGGGCAGACAGAGCAACCCACUGUGGUUGUUUGCAUCGGAAUGGCAGGAGCGGGCAAGACCACAUUCAUGCAGCGGAUUAGUUCCCAUCAGUUUGCGAAGAAAGAGCCUCCUUAUCUCGUCAACCUCGACCCAGCUGUCGCCAACUCUCCGUAUCCGUGCAACAUCGAUAUUCGAGACUCGGUAAACUACAAGAAGGUCAUGGAGGAGUACAACCUGGGACCAAAUGGAGGUAUCAUGACGUCACUCAACCUCUUUGCGACCAAAGUAGAUCAGUUCAUCGGUCUUCUCGAGAAGAGGGCAACGCCGGACCCAGAGAACCCGAGUCGGAAACCCGUUAAGCAUAUUCUGGUUGAUACUCCAGGGCAGAUUGAAGCCUUCGUAUGGUCAGCCUCGGGGACCAUCUUUCUCGACUCCCUCGCGUCGUCGUUCCCAACGGUUAUCGCCUAUAUCGUCGAUACCCCGCGUAUAACUUCCACCUCAACCUUCAUGAGCAACAUGCUCUAUGCCUGCAGUAUUCUGUACAAGACGAAGCUUCCAAUGAUCAUCGUGUUUAAUAAGACCGAUGUGGAGGACGCGUCGUUCGCGAAAGAGUGGAUGACCGACUUUGACGCGUUCCAGGCAGCGCUAGACAAGGAGCAGGGCAAUAACGCGUUCAGUGGAGAGGACGGCACCGGAAGCGGAUACAUGGGUAGCCUCAUCAACAGCAUGAGCCUCGUGUUGGAAGAGUUCUACAGCCAUCUCAGCGUGGUUAACGUCAGUGCGAUCCAAGGCACUGGAAUCGACGACUUCUUUAAUGCCGUUAAGGACAAGACGGAUGAGUUCAGGCGCGAUUACCAGCCUGAGCUGGACCGGAGGCGGGAGCAGAGGGAAUCUGACAAGAAGAAGCAGAGGGAGAAAGAGCUGGACAAGAUGAUGGCCGGCAUGGCUAUAGGGCGGCCGGUCUUCGCACAAGUGCUGCAGCAAACCAGACACCGCGGGCGACAUCGAACUCGAACGAGAAAGGAUGUAGAACCGCUCAGCCCAGACGAGGAAAGCGAAGGACGAGCUUGA